AUUAGGAGAUCCAAGAGUUCCUGCAGUCAGAGAACAGAUCACAGAAGAAACUCUCUGAGAUCCAGUGCUCAGCUCUGGCUCACAUGCUGCAGAUGUCAGAGGAGGUUCUGGAUGAGUUGGACCUGGAGAAGUACAACACGUCAGAGGAGGGACGACGGAGACUGAUUCCAGCUGUGAGGAACUGCAGAAAGGCUGUACUUUAUGGAUGUUACAUCUCAGAGACUGAAUGUGAAGUCGUGGCCUCAGCUCUGAAGUCCAACCCCUCCCACCUGAGAGAGCUGAGUAUAACACCACUGAAGGAUUCAGUGAAGCCGCUGUGUGCUGGACUGCAGAGUCCAAACUGUAGACUGGAGACGCUGAGGUCAGUUCACUGACUGUAGCUCGUGUAGUAAAUAUAAUUGGCACAAUUUGCAGACAGGUGAAGACGUUGUAAUUAUUAUUAUUGUCUUCUUUAUUUUUCAAAUGUCUGAAUAUUGUGGAGAAUGACGUAAAGUAGAGAAAGUAAAUGUUUGACGGGACAGUUGUUGAGCUUCCACAGACUCACA
This is a messenger RNA of Cottoperca gobio, 545 nucleotides long. RefSeq names its product ribonuclease inhibitor-like. The transcript has 2 exons. The record is from RefSeq and is a predicted model, not a curated record. Bases 84 to 374 code for a protein of 96 amino acids. Lineage: Eukaryota; Metazoa; Chordata; Actinopteri; Perciformes; Bovichtidae.